This is a messenger RNA of Mycotypha africana, 809 nucleotides long. RefSeq lists its product as uncharacterized. Lineage: Eukaryota; Fungi; Mucoromycota; Mucoromycetes; Mucorales; Mycotyphaceae. The transcript has a single exon. The coding region runs from base 12 to 752 and encodes 246 amino acids. The record is from RefSeq and is a predicted model, not a curated record.
ACCCAAAUUUUAUGGCACAGGUCAUGAUGCAUGGAGGAGGCGGAGGCGAAGGAGGAAGAGGUGAAUCAGCAGCAGCAGCAGCAGCAGAAGCUGCAAGUCAUGGUGCGAACGGAAAUGGGCCUUCAGCAGCACCACCAGCGUCACCUCAACAGCAUCAUGAAAAGGAGCAAGGCCAUCCAAGACAUGUGUCAGAAGGAAGAGACGACCUCCAUCAUCCAUAUACAUCGCGUGACAUGAUGAUGCCCAUGAUGAGGCAACGCCCGCCAACAGAACCUAUGUUUAGAAAAGGGCUCUCUAUGUUGGGAGGUCUGUUUGGCAGUAACAGCCAUAGUCAAGGUUAUGGCAUACCGCCGGCGGAUCACUUUUCGGCACCUCUUCAAGCUGACCCUCAUUUCUUGAGGCAGCAAAAGAAGGAUGCUAAAUUAGCUAUGGAAUAUGCAAAAUUAGGUACGUUUUAUUGUUGGCGAAAACUCAUGGAUGGACAGGAGGCACACUAUGAAUCCUUUAGUAUACCUAAUCAAAAGCAUAUCAAAAAGAAGCUGAAUAAGAACCCUCCUCAAACCCUCAUUAUGCUCGCCCAUCGCGAAAAAAAGUUACAAGGCGAGAUCAUGUUAGACAUUACGCAAAAUAGAGGUUGCUCUCUGCAGAAGAUAGGUGGCAAGACUAUCUUGAUUCAAUUAGAAAUUAAAGAAGAAAACUAUACGCCAAAUAAUGACUUUGUAUUUGCUAAUCAUCCUUCAUCAACGAAUUAAAAUAAAAAUAGCAAGAAUUUUUUUGGUUUGUUUUUGCCCGCUCAUUUGAGUAUCCGC